Messenger RNA from Cladocopium goreaui, 1760 nucleotides. Lineage: Eukaryota; Dinophyceae; Suessiales; Symbiodiniaceae. The record is from the annotation of a GenBank genome assembly.
UCAAAUUGCGCUGGGACACCCGGGCACCAUGAAGGUGGUGAGAGAUUCCAAAUUUCGCCAUGUCUUUGGCAAUGCCUCGAAGGAGAAUUUCCAGGACCUGAGGCUCUCCAGUAAACCGCUGGAGACGACAGGCAUCCGGGGCAAUUCCAAAUUCAUCUGUGUACCAUGGGAAGCUGGUGGUGGUGGAACGCUGGCCGUGAUCCCCAGCAACAAAUUUGGACGACUGCCUAGAGAUUUGCCGUUGGUGUCUGGGCACACGGGUGGCAUCAUGGACUUUGAGUUCAGCCCGUUCUCGGACAACCUGCUGAUGAGUGCCAGUGAGGACACCACCUUGAAAUUGUGGCAGAUCCCGGAUGAAGGACUGAAAAGUCACCUGAAGGACCCAGUUCUGACCUUAGAAGGCCAUGGCAAGAAGGUUUCUUUCUGCACCUUCAAUCCCAGUGCUGAGAACAUUCUGGCCUCCACGUCCUUUGACAUGACCUGCAAAAUCUGGAACUUGGCGGAACAGGAAGCGGCCUAUAGCAUCCCGGUCCCAGAUCAGGUGAUGCACGUGAAGUGGAACUAUAGCGGCUCCCUGGUAGCCAUCACCUCCAAGGAUAAGAAACUGCACAUCGUGGACCCGCGGCAGUCCAAGAUUGCGGUGGCCACCAAGAUCUGCGAAGGGCCCAAACCUACCAAGGUGGAGUGGGUGGGCAAUCCAUCGUCCAGCGAUGAGUGCAACACUUUGAUCACCACCGGGAUGACCUCCCAGGCGGAUCGCCAGAUCUGCAUGUGGGACAUCCGCAAGAUGCCGGCGGAUGGCACGGAGGGAGGCAAUUUGACGGUCCUGAACGUGGAUCAGGGGACAGGCGCGCUGUACCCCUUCUUCGACCCGGGCACUCAGAUGCUGUACUUGGCAGGGAAGGGUGACAGCAAUGUGAGAUACUUCGAAGUAGUGAAUGCGGAUCCCUACUUUCACUUCAUUGAAGCUUUCAAGACCACUGUGCCACAGAAGGGCUUCGACUUUCUGCCCAAGAGAUGUGUGGAUGUGGGCGUCCAUGAGAUCAUGAAGGGCUUGAAGCUGGAAAGCACUGCGGUCCAGCCUAUCUCUUUCCGUGUGCCUCGGAAGAGUGAGGCUUUCCAAGACGACAUUUUCCCUGACUGCGUGGCAGGCCUUCCAGCUAUGAACUCUGAUGAUUGGCUUUCUGGGCAAGAUCGGCAGCCCAUUUUGAGCCCCAUGAAACCUGGAAUGCAAAAGGUUCAGGGCAGUGGUGGUGCUGCACCUGCAGUGGUUUCGGUGAAGGACUUGAAGAAGCAGCUUGCAGAAGCACAGGAAAAAAUCAAAGCUCUUGAGGAAGAAAAUGCAGCUUUGAAAGCGGAACUUGCAAAGGCGGCCUAAGGAUAGCUGCCAGUCAGUGACCUUCUGAGUGGGCUGCGUGUGCACAGUGAUCUUCAGUUUCUUCAGUUCACAAAUCUUAGAAGCCACGUGGGAACCUGUGGUACUAUGCCAAUGCUUGGCUCGCAGGCCCAAAACCUGCUGAUUCCAACAUAUUUCGACUUCUCACAGAUUUAGCAACCACAUGAUUCGCUAUAUGUCUUGAUCUUUAUAGAUGUGCUUUUCUUUGUGCCAAGAUGUUUGGAUUUUAGACAGCCCCGCCUUGUUUGCAAGGCAUCGGGUUAGGGCCUGGGAGCCGAGAAAAUCUCUGAAUCCUCAAUCCUCGAUUCAACAGCUGCUAAGGGGUGGCUGCUUCGACUAUCGCACAUUGUGACACGGAAAAUGG